CAGGAGAGAAAAAAAAAGUAUCUAGUCACAGCAAUGGCAGGCCAGAAUUUGAUCGGUUCGAUUCCGGAGUUCUACGGUUCCGUCGAUGAUUGGAACGUGUACCAAGAGCGGUUGGAGCAGUUCUUCGAGGUGAACGAUAUCCCGGAAACGAAGCGGGUCGCGCUGUUGAUUAGCGUUAUCGGUGGGGAAUCGUACAAAAGUGUGCGGGACCUGUGCCAUCCGGUGCUGCCCAAGAACAAAACCUUCGAGGAGCUGUGCACGCUCCUGCGGAAGCAGUACACGCCACAGGUUGCGAUUUUCCGGGAGCGAACGAGCUUUUACAACUCGCGACAGGAACCGCACGAAAACGUGACUCAGUGGUACGGGCGGUUGAAGAAAUUGUCCGUGGACUGCAAGUUCGGUGAGAACCUCGAAGCUAUUCUGCUGGACAAGUUUGUGACGGGGCUGAGGAGCGGCCAGAUUAUGGAUCGGUUGUGUGAGGAAAAUGAAUCGCUCAAGCUGGAGCAGGCGCUGGAGCUGGCAGUGAACAAAGAGUGCGCUAUCAAUGCGUCGAAUUGAUUGAUAGGCGCGGGGAGGGUUGCCAGUGACCGCGAGUGUGAUUGAGUGUUUGUGUGUGAGAGAGGAUUGAACUGUA
Molecule: messenger RNA, 634 nt
Organism: Ochlerotatus camptorhynchus
Lineage: Eukaryota; Metazoa; Arthropoda; Insecta; Diptera; Culicidae
Exons: 1
Coding region: 34-558 (174 amino acids)
Source: RefSeq, a predicted model, not a curated record